AUGAACAACAUUUCUAUAUUAAAGGCAUUUAGAACCUUUGUUCUUGCAUGGUUCGUUAUAUUUGAAGGUCAUAUUGUUGUUGUACAUGGAGAUUUUAAUUACCAAGAUGCCCUUACCAAAUCCAUUAUUUUUUUGGAGGCACAGAGGUCAGGAAAACUUCCACCUAAACACAGGCCUUCAUGGAGAGGAGAUUCUGCCCUUGAAGAUGGAAAGUCUGCAAAUGUGGACCUUGUAGGAGGAUACUAUGAUGCCGGAGACAAUGUGAAAUAUGGGCUUCCAAUGGCUUUCACUGUAACAACCUUAGCGUGGGCUGCUAUUGCUUAUCACUCACACCUCCAAUCUGCUGGAGAAUUGGAAAAUGUUCGCUCUGCCAUCAAAUGGGGUACUGAUUAUUUCUUGAAAGCCAGUGCCAAACGCAAUCGCCUCUACGUCCAGGUUGGGGAUCCAGUGAAAGAUCAUGAAUGUUGGACAAGGCCAGAGAACAUGAAAACUCCGAGAACUGUGCUAAUGAUAGACCAGAAUAAUCCUGGAACAGAGAUUGCUGCUGAGACUUCUGCAGCAAUGGCUGCUGCUUCUAUUGUAUUUCGUGGAACUGAUCGUAACUAUUCCCGUCGACUUCUAAAUAAAGCUAAACUACUUUUUCAGUUUGCCAAAAGCCAUAAAGGAACCUAUGAUGGGGAAUGUCCUUUCUAUUGCUCCUUUUCUGGCUAUCAUGAUGAGUUGUUGUGGGCUGCAACAUGGUUGUAUAGAGCAACCAGGAGGCCAGCAUACUUGGAAUUCAUCACAGAAGAGGCUACUACUGCAACUGUAGCUGAAUUUAGCUGGGACCUUAAAUAUGCUGGAGCUCAAAUACUCCUCUCUGAGUUCUAUUUUGAAGGGGAGAAAGACUUGGCCAACUUUAAGCAACAAGCUGAUGGUUUUGUUUGCUCAAACCAUCCACAUAGCCCUUAUCACCAGGUUCAUAUGUCUCCAGGGGGUCUGAUUCACCUUAGAGAUGGAGCCAAUUCUCAAUAUGUUACUGGCACAGCUUUUCUGCUUAGCGCUUAUAGUGAUUAUCUAGCCAAGUACAAGCAAACGGUCAGCUGUGGUAAUAAACAGUUAGAUUCUGCUGAUCUCAUGGCCUUUGCCAAGCAACAGAUGGACUAUUUACUAGGGAAAAACCCGAGAGGAAAAUCAUACAUGGUUGGUUUUGGGAACAAACCUCCAACUCAAGCUCAUCAUAGAGGUGCCUCUGUCCCAAAAAUGUCUCCAAACAAAUUGGUGGACUGCUCCAUGAGUUUCGUUUACUGGUACAACACAGAAAAACCCAAUGCUAAUGAGCUAACAGGUGCCAUUGUUGGUGGUCCUGAUCGAAAUGAUAACUUUGAAGAUCGUCGUUCAAGUUCAUCCAUGACUGAGCCGACAACAUAUACAAAUUCUUUGGCCGUUGGUAUCCUUGCAAAGCUCACGAAGCACCAUUCCCCGUCUUGAUCACCUAAGUAGAUUUUCAUCAUGGCGAAGAUUUACAAAGGUGUAUAAGUUAUUUUUGCAGAUGAAUUCAUGAGAGUCUAUAUAAUGUCUUUGUAGGUCCUAUAUAGUGACAUGCUGCGUAGCUGGCUGCAAGGGAUUGAGCAAAUAAGCUCGACUUUGUCUCUAGCUCUUUUCUACGGAUUAAUGUGUUUAUCUUAAAAUAGGUUUCUUUUGAUGGUGUAGAUCUGCAAUAUUGAUUAGUACAAAAGAUUGAAGUGUGCACCCAAGAAGUGUGGUGGUUUUACAUAUGAAUGUUGUGUAUAUUUGUAUGCAGACAGUAUUUUGUAUAAAAGUCAUUCCAAUUCU
This is a messenger RNA of Solanum dulcamara, 1815 nucleotides long. Its product is annotated as endoglucanase 16. The coding region runs from base 1 to 1470 and encodes 489 amino acids. The transcript is spliced from 8 exons. The record is from RefSeq and is a predicted model, not a curated record. Gene Ontology annotation, molecular function: hydrolase activity, hydrolyzing O-glycosyl compounds. Gene Ontology annotation, biological process: carbohydrate metabolic process. Lineage: Eukaryota; Viridiplantae; Streptophyta; Magnoliopsida; Solanales; Solanaceae.